ACAUUUCUUAGAUUUUUUGUCGUGUGGGGUGGAUUUUGUUGCACGUUGGGUGGGCUAGUAAGUUUGGCCAUUAUUUUGGUCUGUAAUUGCGGGUGGUUUACAGUUUUAGUAAGAUUAAUGCAAAGCUAAAAUAAUAAUUCUACGUUUCCAAUAAUUUUACGUUUAGCAAAACCUUAUUUUGUUUACAAAAACAUCACUAUUAAAAGCUUCUAACGAAAAUGUUUCGACUGCUGGCAUCUAAUUGCAAUCGCCAUUUAACGCAACAAUUGUCGAAAUAUAAUCAAGUGCCUCAUACGCAACCAAAUGGCAUACGCGAUUUUAGCGGUCACUUAAGAAAUGCCAACAAACUUUUGCGCGUAGUCGAGCGACAGGCUAGCCGAGCAUCGGAGGUUGGGGGAAAACAAAUUUUAAAUACACGGCUUCUACUGUUGGGCGGCUGUGGCGUAUCACUGGGAUUAGGUGCACGUACAUACCUAGCAUUUACGCGGCAAGUGCAAUGCGAAGGAAAUAGAUUAGCUGGAGUUUUACAGAAGACAUUGCAACAGGAAGAUAACAAAUUCGAUUGGAGGCGCUUUUGGACAUAUUUGGAACCACAUGUGUGGGAGUUACUUGGAGCUAUUGCUGCUGCUCUCAUCGUGGCAUUCAUCAAUAUCCGCAUUCCUAACCUGCUCGGAGAUCUAGUCAAUACUCUUGCGCGCUACGCUAAUACCUACGUCAAAGAUCCGCUACACAACUCUUUCUUCAGCGAUGUACGUCGUCCUGCAAGCAAUUUGCUUAGUUUGUAUUUUCUGCAAUCGGGUUUCACAUUCAUUUACAUCUACCUGCUAAGUCGGGUUGGUGAACGCAUUGCCGCCAAACUGCGACAAGAUCUUUUUAAACAAAUAAUUCUGCAAGAUAUCGCGUUUUUCGAUGCAAAUCGAACCGGGGAAUUGGUAAACCGUCUUACCGCCGAUGUGCAGGAUUUUAAGGCGUGCUUUAAGCAGUUCUUCUCGCAAGGUUUGCGCAGUAUGGCUCAACUUGUAGGCGGUGGAGUAUCACUAUUCCUCAUAUCACCGCAUAUGGCGGCCAUAGCGUUGGCUGCGGUGCCAGUGGUUGUAGCAUUCAUGUCAUAUCUGGGGCGGAAGUUGCGCAACUUGAGCAAAGAUGCACAAGCGCAGUCUGAACGCGCCACUGCCGUCUGUGAAGAAGCACUUUCCAAUAUACGCACAGUACGUUCAAGCGCUUGUGAGUAUCGUGAAAUGGAGCUAUUCAAGCAGGAAACAAAUGAAGCAGCGAGACUGGCGCAAGAGUUGGGUUACGGCAUUGCCAUAUUCCAAGGACUGACCAACUUCUUCCUUAAUGGAUUAGUACUUACCACGCUUUUUAUGGGCGGUCAUCUGAUGUCUACCGAAAGUCUCUCCCCCGGCGCUUUGAUGGCGUUCCUGGUAGCGUCACAAGGUGUGCAGCGUUCACUUGCUCAAGGUUCGAUACUAUUGGGGACUAUGAUACGCGGCAUGACCGCUGGUUCGCGCGUUUUUGAGUACCUCCAACUACAACCUAAAGUAGAAUUAUUACGAGGCUAUGAAAUUCCACCGAAGCAUCUUAAUGGUGAAAUUCGUUUCGAAAAUGUAUCCUUCGCAUAUCCUUCAAGGCCAGAUCAUAUUGUGUUAAAAGACUUCAACUUGAUAUUGCGUCCCGGACAAACAGUGGCACUUGUUGGCGCUUCAGGCUCUGGCAAAUCUACUGUUGCGGCACUUGUGGAGCGUUUUUAUGAACCAACAUCGGGUAAUAUCAAACUAGAUGGCUACAAACUCUCCGACAUAGCACCAUAUUGGCUGCGUGGAAAUGUGCUCGGUUUCAUCGAGCAACAACCAAUACUCUUUGCGACGACAAUUCUUGAAAAUAUUCGUUACGGCCGUCCAGGCGCUAAAGAAGUCGACAUUUAUGCCGCAGCAAAACUAUCGCAGUCACAUGAAUUUGUUAGCGCACUGCCCGAUGGCUACGCCACCAAUGUUGGAGAACGUGGUACCCAAUUGAGUGGUGGCCAACGACAAAGGAUUGCUAUUGCGCGUGCACUGUUGAAAAAUCCCAAAAUUUUAAUCUUAGAUGAGGCGACCAGUGCGCUCGAUGCGACUAGUGAGGCCGAGGUGCAAAAGGCGCUAGAUACGGCGGUACUUAAUCGUACAACUUUAGUAAUAGCCCAUCGGCUAUCGACCAUAAGAAAUGCUGAUCUGAUUGUGGUUAUGGAGCAUGGCCGGAUAGUUGAGUCGGGUAAACAUGAAGAGUUAAUGGCUAAACGUGGUCUAUAUUAUGAUCUGGUUCGCCAACAAGAACGCCGUGCGGUACAAGAACCGCCAGAGGAUAUAAAAAACACUGCCAGCGUUGAAGAGAAUAGUUUUACUGCCAACACCAAUCGCCCAAAUAUGCAGCAUGGAUAGAACUGGCAUAUCGAGUUAUGAACACUAGACGACAAUACCUCUAAAAAUUCUCCCCUCUGUUCUUCACUUACUCAUGGUGUUACGUUAAACUAUUUAUUUCUGUACUUACUAAAAAGGCAUGUAAUGUAUUAUUUGGGUUUAUUCCUUAUGAUUCUUUUCUAUUGGACUUGAAUUUGAAUUGUGUCUAUAUUCAAGUGGGAAUAACUAAUUGACUACUGAAAUGAAUUAUAUUUAAGCCGAAAUAGCAAAGUAAUUGUUAAUAAGAAAAAUAAUUGAACAAUUGUUGAUAAUAAAAUUAUUAAAUUGUUAGUUAAACAACAUAUAUUUAAAUCAAGCAAAAUAUUUAUCCAAAUUUUUUUUUAAACUAAAUAUUUUUGAAUUAUGUAGAUUCCUGACACACAAAACUCCGCAAGUUUAUUGUGAAUGGUUGGUGUGUUGUUAUCAUCCAUUCAGUAAGAUCUGGCAUCACCACCACCAUUGUGUCGUGUCUUCGACAAUUCCUGGCUGAAUUCACUGAAAUGGAUAAAAAUCCUUGUUUUUUCUGUAAAAAAUAAUUACAAUAUUGAAUAAAGUUGUGUCGCCAACUGUGUCGUGUUUUGAAUAAUAAGCAUUUCAGUAAUAAAAAAGGAAAGCGCACAUCAGUUUAUAUAUAUAAAUACAUAUACAUAAAUUUAAUAUUCAAGCAUAUAUAUGUAUGAAGGCAUCAACAAGCAUUCAAUGUGACCACAUUAAAAAGAAAAUAGUGUAAAUAAAUUAUUAUGAAUUAUUUGUGUAGUGUAUAUACCUAAUUACAAUACUUACAUAUAUACAUAUGCGCAUACACAAACUUUGAAGAAAUUAAUAAAUUACAAAGCAACAGCCAAUUAUCCAUACAAAGCCAACACCCCAAAUUCAACAGACAACACAGCAAAGCAACAACGACAAUAACACCAAAGUCAACUUAUAAAAAUCACAUACAAGUAUUUCAUUGCAUUGUUUGGUAAACAAACCAGACCCAACACCAAUCAAUUAAAAAAAAA
Ceratitis capitata (Mediterranean fruit fly) is the source of this 3436-nucleotide messenger RNA. Its product is annotated as ATP-binding cassette sub-family B member 8, mitochondrial. Gene Ontology annotation, molecular function: ATP binding; ATP hydrolysis activity; ABC-type oligopeptide transporter activity. The transcript is spliced from 8 exons. The record is from RefSeq and is a predicted model, not a curated record. Gene Ontology annotation, biological process: transmembrane transport. Gene Ontology annotation, cellular component: membrane. The coding region runs from base 219 to 2417 and encodes 732 amino acids. NCBI's taxonomy places the organism in Eukaryota, Metazoa, Arthropoda, Insecta, Diptera, Tephritidae.